Molecule: messenger RNA, 6173 nt
Organism: Hypomesus transpacificus
Lineage: Eukaryota; Metazoa; Chordata; Actinopteri; Osmeriformes; Osmeridae
Gene: pde10a
Product: phosphodiesterase 10A
Exons: 22
Coding region: 1276-3711 (811 amino acids)
Biological process (GO): signal transduction; negative regulation of receptor guanylyl cyclase signaling pathway
Molecular function (GO): protein binding; 3',5'-cGMP-stimulated cyclic-nucleotide phosphodiesterase activity
Source: RefSeq, a predicted model, not a curated record
ACGGUUAAAUAAAAAGCCACUGACGUCAUUGCCCCUUCCAGAACGAGGGAGCCACCCCCGGAGCGUCUCGCGAAGCGUACCACUUACUUACUGUCUCAAACCUCAAGUUGCUGUGUUAAGUACCUUUUAGUGAGACGGACAUCUGCCUGCAUAGGCGGAGAAGAUAAAGACAUUGUUUCGCUGCCUUAAACCUGGUCGCUAAAGACAGGCGCUAAACCAUGCACGUUUGGUCGAGUUAUGUUUCCUUAGCAACAGGAUUAAGAAGUUUUACAAAAGGACUCAGAAGACAAGCGGAGUGUUCUACACACGUCCACGGACUGACGGCGCGUUUUACCAAGAAGAGGAAAAGAGCAAAGCUGUUUACUCUUCUCCCAGCGGGGUUCCCGGUGCUGUGUGGCGGACCGGCACGGAAGGAAGAAAUCUGAAGAGGCGUGCGCCAGAUGUUGGCAUCUUUCACCCAUGGCUCCCUGGCCGUGUCACAACAAUCAUAAUGCGCGCGGGUGCCAAAUGGACACCAUAGGGUUUCCGGUCAGUCAUGUUAGAUGGACUGCUGCCUUACCUCCGCAAGAGUCAGUUGUUAGUAUGAACGAGAGCGAGAAGGGGAGAGUACGUCAUGUAGACUAACAUCACACCUGUGAGCCUGCAGGCCUGUGCUCUCCACAGGUCCCUGGCUUUUGCACGUGUCAUUUUAGCGCGCCAGAGAUUCACGCAUGAAACGAGAAACAUCCAGGUGACUGAUUUUAAGGAAAUGAAAACAAUGUUAACCAUAAAGUGCGUGUUUGAGCCGCUAGUCUGUCUCGGAGUCAUGAAAGGGCGCAAAUUACUUCUCGUGCGUAAUUUCCCACCCAGCACGGGACAGAAUACGCCGGGACACACGUGAUCAACAAAUCACCUCCGCUGCAACAUUUCUCGUUUGUCAGAGAAAAAAGAUAAGCCUAUCGCCUCCCCGAAGACGGACAUUUAUAUUACCGCUGUUGUCACCGACAGUACCUCAAUCCGUACGUCUGCGGUGACCGGGCAUUUGCGCACCUGCCAACUUCCUCAGUCUGAACUGGUCGGAAACACACUGGUCUAGGUGGGAGAAUAGAGAGAACAGUGAAGAAGAGAAGAGGUCUGGAUGAACAAUACUGACGUUUAUCAGGACCUCUGCUCUCUUCAACCUCUGACUGGUACACGAACCCAACUGUGAUUUGCUGCUAGCAUCUUGUUACACACCUCCUCUCGCUUGCGCUACACCGAAGGACCCGGGCGUCAUUGCUAAACAAAGAGCGCCAAAUGUCGAAGAAACGGAAAAGUCCUGGGGCCCUUGCACGUGUUGAAGACUUCCAGCAUACAGGAAGCAGUGACACAGGUCUGACGGAUGAGAAGGUGAAGGACUACCUCACCCUGCACCCCCAGAUGCUGGAUGACUUUGUGCUGGAGAGCGUGAGCCCCGAGACUCUGGCCCGCUGGCUGAAGAACAAGACGAUCAGCAGGCCUGCAGAUGACACGUCAGUUAAGGAAGUCAGCAGGCAGUACCAAGACAGUAACAUGCAGGGCGUGGUGUACGAGCUGAACAGCUGCAUGGAGCAGAGGCUGGAUCUAGGGGGUGACAACAAGCUGCUGCUCUACGAGCUCUGCAACACCAUCAAGACAGCCACGAAAGCAGACGGAUUUGCACUGUACUUCUUAGCAGAAGGCAACAAUAGUUUGUGUGUGUUGAUCCCUUCGGGGGCCAGCGGCGCCCCCAGCCUCGUCCCCUCAGGCCCCGUCACGCUGGGGACCACCGUCGCCGCCCACGUGGCCAAGACGCACAAAACCCUCCUGGUGGACGACAUCACGGGGGACGAGCGUUUUCCCGAAGGCACAGGGCAGCACUCAGGGACAUCAGCUCACUCGGUCCUGUGCCUCCCCAUCCUCACGGCCAACGGUGACCUCCUGGCCAUCCUGCAGCUCCACCGCUUGCAUGGACGCAAGCCCUUCAGCCUCAGUCACCAGGAGGUUGCAACAGCCAACCUCGCCUGGGCCUCCGUAGCAAUGCACCAAGUCCAGGUGUGUCGAGGCCUGGCCAAGCAGACGGAGCUCAAUGACUUCCUGUUAGACGUGUCAAAAACAUAUUUUGACAACAUUGUGGCAAUAGACUCUCUACUUGAACACAUUAUGAUAUAUGCAAAGAACCUGGUGAAUGCAGACCGCUGCGCCCUGUUCCAGGUGGACCACAACAACAAAGAGCUGUACUCAGACCUGUUUGACAUCGGGGAGGAGAACGAAGGCAAACCUGUCUUUAGGAAGACCAAAGAAAUCAGGUUUUCUAUAGAUAAAGGCAUUGCGGGCCAGGUGGCCAGGACAGGGGAGGUCCUAAACAUCCCAGAUGCCUAUGCAGACCCCCGCUUCAACAGAGAAGUGGACCUCUACACAGGCUACACCACCAGGAACAUCCUGUGCAUGCCCAUCGUCAGCAGAGGGACUGUGAUCGGUGUGGUCCAGAUGGUCAACAAGCUGAGCGGAAGUGCCUUCACCAAAACAGACGAGAACAACUUCAAGAUGUUCGCCGUCUUCUGCGCUCUGGCAUUACACUGUGCCAACAUGUACCACCGUAUCCGGCACUCUGAGUGUAUCUACCGGGUGACGAUGGAGAAGCUGUCCUACCACAGCAUCUGCACCUCAGAGGAAUGGAAGACCCUCACCCAGCUCAACCUGCCCACACCCAUCUACAAGGAGAUAGAAAUGUUCUACUUUGACAUCAGUCCCUUUGAAGAGAUCUGGCCGGCUGUUUUUGUCUACAUGGUGCACAGCUCAUGUGGAAAGACCAGUCGUGUUCCCCUUCCUGUCCCUGUCAGCUUUGAGCUGGAGAAGCUGUGUCGCUUCACCAUGUCAGUGAGGAAGAACUACCGCAGGGUCCCGUACCACAACUGGAAACAUGCUGUGACCGUGGCUCACUGCAUGUACGCCAUCCUGCAGAAGAUCACCGGAGUGUUCACUGAGCUGGAGAAGAAGGGUCUCUUGAUCGCAUGUCUGUGUCACGACCUGGAUCACCGUGGUUACAGCAACACAUACCUGCAGAAGUUUGACCAUCCUCUGGCAGCCCUCUACUCCUCCUCCACCAUGGAGCAACACCACUUCUCACAGACUGUCUCAAUACUACAGCUGGAAGGGCACAAUAUUUUCUCCAACCUGACUUCCACUGAGUACGAGCAGGUGCUGGAGAUCAUCCGCAAGGCUAUCAUCGCCACCGACCUGGCACUCUACUUCGGCAACCGCAAACAGCUGGCCGAGAUGCUGACCACAGGAAGCCUGGACCUCAGCAACCACAUACACAGGGACCGUGUGAUUGGUCUGAUGAUGACAGCAUGUGACCUGUGUUCCGUUACCAAGCUGUGGCCAAUCACACGCCUCACGGCCAAUGACAUCUACGCAGAGUUUUGGGCUGAGGGUGAUGAGAUGAAGAAGAUUGGGACACAGCCCAUUCCCAUGAUGGACAGGGAUAAGAAGGAUGAGGUACCACAAGGCCAGGUGGGCUUCUACAAUGCGGUGGCCAUCCCAUGCUACACAACCCUGUCAGAGCUCUUCCCCCCAUCCAGCCCUCUGCUGGGAGCCUGCAAGGAGAAUCUUAACCAGUGGGAAAAGAUUGUGCGAGGAGAAGAAGAGGACUUGGUUUGGACUCCUGCGGCGCCCAGCGGGGUUGAGCCAAGCGAGGAAGCAGAUUCAGGCCCUGUCAAGGUGGAUAACUGACUGGAGGAAAGGCAAUGUGCCCACAGCACAACACCCUUCCGACUGCCUGCAACCCUGGACCACCUGGGCCAAUGUUCAAUUUCCUGUGGAAACAGGAAGAGGCAGAAAGUAGGCGGGAUGGAGACUCACAAGGGGGUUUUUACAAACACAGUUACCUCAUUGGGUGACAGAGGUGUCAACACUGACGGUUUGACCAAUCCCGAGAGACAUGGACAGCUAAUGGGGCGGGACUUGGACGUCAACCAAGUCCUCUGCUCGGGACGGAAGAGGCAGAACACGUCUGUCUGCACUUAAUGUUAGCUGUUGUACUUGUCUGUUUCUGAUUUUACUUCACGUUUAAUUUGACUUUAGCUGUUGUUGUUUUUAUGGUUGUAUAUUUUCAGAGGCCUUAGGCUCUGCACCAAACAGGCCAGGCUCUGUGAAGGCCUAACUGUUCGGUACGGUUUGCCCUCUGUGGUCGACUUAUCGCACACAAAACUACUUCUAAGAGGUUACACACAGAGACAGAAGGAAUGUUUAACAUAGCUGCAUGUUAGUUCUUUCAAGGCUAUCUUUUAAUUAAGGUGGAUUGCAAGAAUGUUUUCUGUUACUUAGCGCAAAAGUAAGGUUUUGCAGUACUUGAAUGAAGACAUACGGCCUGUUCCAUUUUGAGGUUUGCAGAAAUCCCUCCCAGCAUAUUGUGUGAAGCACAGGCGGUGCAUGACCAAAUGACUAGAGAUAAUGUCCACACUUAUCUAGAGUCACAGGAGAUUCACACGAGAUGCAGUGCCCCCCCACCACCAGCUGCACCACCCCACGCUCCAGAGCUCUGGCCUUGGGCAUCGAGUGACUUUCUAGGGGUUAGUUAUGCUAUGCUGAGGAUCUGAAUACGCCCCAGCAGCUAAACCUAACCUUUAGCUAGCACACUAGGCUAGCAGAAGCAAAACUUAACUUUCAGUUAGCAGACUAGGAAUGCAGAAACAAACCCUUAACUUUAACUAGCAUACUAGGCUAGCAGCGGCCUAACACUUACCUUUAUCUAGCAGAAUACACUGCAUAAGCUAAAACUAGAUUUCAGUUAACAGAAUAGGCUAGCAGACGCUAAACCAAAAACAAAUGAACUCUUGGGUACAAAUAAAGAAACCUUGAAUAAAACCUUUAGCUAGCAGACUACAUUAUAACCGAAAGUAACCCUAACAUUUAGCUAGCAGACUAGCCGAAGGAAACUCUGAACUUUGACUAGCAGACUAGGCUAAUUUAAGGUACACCUAUUCCCCAGUUAGCAUUUUAGGCUAGUAGAAGGUAACACUAACCCUCAGUCAGCAGACUAGGGUAGCAGAAGCUAACCUCAACCUCUAGCCAGCAGAAGCUAAACCUUUAUCUGCGUGGGACAGCAGAAGUUAUAUCGUGACACGCUUUCAGUUCCAUCAGCACAGAAUUUAAACGUCAGUUUAGUAGCUGUUUUAGCUCAUUUAAGAACUUUUUUGCCUCAGUUUGUAACUUACAUUACAUUUUACAUUUAUAUAAGACUGAAAGGAAAUGCUAUUAAACCUGAUCUUGAUAGAUUGGGGACCAUUGAAUAAUUUAGAAGGAUUCCAGAGAGAGCUAUUUCAUGAGCUUUGCUGGCAACAGGAAACAUGUUGAGUUGUUUUGAAAUCCUGAUGAGAUUCAUAUUGAAUAUCUCCCUCCUCUAUAAUGUCAGGCACCUUGAUUUUUGUAGAAUGAGACUGUGAUUUAGUCUGUCAUCUGUGUAUGUUCAAGGCUGUUAUGUAUUGAAGCGACAUUCCAAGAAAGAACUUCCUGCUAAAAUAAUUUCUUUGGCCCCAAAGUUGUGAAUGUAAAAUGAAAUAAUGAUGAAUGUGAUGUAAGCGGGGUUCGUGUGUCGUGUGUUUGCAAUCAGGUUCAGAUUUCUGUUCCGUUCUGCUUAGUUUUACUACUCAGAACCGCUUCCAACAGUAGCAUGUUCUUAACCUCGCCUGCGUAUGUGACGUUUCCUAUUGGCCCAAACAAACACAAGGUGUGUCCUGUCUAUACUUUAGUAACUUAGUAGGACAGAGCCUGUGGCCUGCUCUGAUGGUGCUAGCAGCAGUCAUGCACUUUAUGACUGUGUGCUCCUUAGCCCUUCUCCGCACCCCUCCAUCCGGCUCCGCACACAUCUCCUCAGCCCAGCUCUGGAGACAGAGGGGCUCCACAGCACUGAACUGUCCCAGCCUCCUCACCCCUCUCGGCACACAUAUCCUGCACUAUGUCUAUCUUAUCAAUAUUAUUAUUAUUAAGGAUUAUUAUUAUUGCUAUUAUAACUAAUGUUAUUUUCUUAAUUAGAUUUACAUUUAAAUUAACUUAUAUUUUUUAUACGAAGAGAAGUGUUGGCCUUUUUUGUUUUGUACAAAGUGAUAAUUAAAGAGAAACAAAAUCUAAACAUGUUAUUGUUUGUUGCCCAAGAGAACUGAGGAAUGUUUCAACUGUAUAUUACUUUUAUUAAA